Molecule: messenger RNA, 3323 nt
Organism: Mercenaria mercenaria
Lineage: Eukaryota; Metazoa; Mollusca; Bivalvia; Venerida; Veneridae
Exons: 2
Coding region: 128-1660 (510 amino acids)
Source: RefSeq, a predicted model, not a curated record
CACAUCUGAUGAGAUUUUCAAUUUUAAAUGUUCACCUUGUUUGGCCAAUAAUCGGAAUAGAGAAGCUGUGAAAUAUUGCGUGGAAUGCCAAGGAUAUUAUUGUCAGUCUUGUGCUGAUAUAACUCAUAUGAUUCCUGGUUUAAAAGGUCACACGAUUUUGGAUAACUCAAACUAUAAUUCUCCAGGCCUCCCAGCAGGAUUACCAGCAGUACCGACGGAAAGAUGUUGCAUUCAUGAGAUAAAGAUCGUGGACAUGUACUGUGGUAAUCAUGAUGAGGUUGGUUGUACAACAUGCAUGGCUUUAAACCACAGGUCUUGUGCUGAUGUGCAAUCCAUUCCAGAUAUUGUCGACGGUAAAUUUCAAACAGAUGUUGACAAAAUACACCAAAAGUUGCAAGACUUGAAAGUUAUGAUGGAGAAGAUCAUGAACGCUAGACAAAGACUGAUAGAAGACUUAAAGAAGUCUAAGACGGAAGCAGUAAUGGCGAUAAAGGACUUUCGAAAAGACAUGGAAACAAUUCUUGAUCAAUUAGAAAAAGAAUCGAUUAAAGAAUUAGAGAUGAAAUUCAAAGAAGAACAGUCGAAACUGCUGGAAGAGAAGAAGAAAGCAAAAACUGAAUUAGAUGGUCUGAAACAAGCAAUGAACGAUUUGAAGAAAUCGGAAGGAAACAAAGCGCAACAAUUUGUCUCCAUGAAAAUGUCCCUGCAAAGUAUCGCAAAAAUGGAAGACGUAUCUCAUUCAUUGCAAGCAAGUGUUGAUGCAAAUAUAUCAUUUAGCUUUGAUCCUGCUAUACUGAGAUUUCUACUGGCGUUGAAAACGUUUGGAUCGGUCCGACAUGAUUCUGCCACUGCUGUAAGAUCGCCAAGGACAACCGUCUAUUCUGUUAAAAGAAUCGAGAAUCUAAACAUCAGAGGCCAGAAUGACAACAAACUAUGUUGUGUGUAUGGAUCCUGUCUAACAGAAAAUGGAUCACUACUGAUAGCUGAUUGUAACAAUAAAAAGAUAAAACGUGCAGAUAUUGUAAAAAUGUCAGUGACAGAUUAUUGUUGUGUUCCUGCUGGACCUAAUGGCGUUUGUUGUACAAGUAAAUGUGAAGCUGCAGUCUGCCUGAACAAUAAUGCAAUUCAGUUUGUCUCCCUUGGCAAGCAGAUGACAACCACUCGUCAGUUGAAACUGAACCAUUUUUGCUUUGGCAUUGGAUAUAAGGAUGAUAAACUAUACAUAACUGACAACGGGAGAUCGUUAUACAUACAUGAUAUGACAGGCAACAUACUACAGAAGGUAGCUCUAGACAACGUCUCACACAGUCGAACUGUUGCAUUCAGUGAUGUUAAUGAUAAAGUGUUUGUUGCCAGCUUGGGUACAGGUCUAGUAAUAGUAAAAAUCAAUGGACAGGGUAAACACUGUCAGACCUUCACUGAUUCAGAGUUAAAUGUAGCGUCUGGAGUUUGUACAGAUCGUAGAGAAAAUCUGUUUGUAUCUGGGUUCAGUUCGGGUAACGUGAUACAGAUAGGGAGAGAUGGGAAGAAAAUGGGAGAGGUCGUGAAAUCAUCAGAUGGACUGAAGCGUCCGUUAUCACUUUGUUUUGACACGAAACAGUACAAACUAGCUAUUACACAAGAAAGCAGUGAUGUGGUUAAAAUUAUUCUUCUGCAAUGAAAAAGAAUGUUAAACAACUUUGUUACUGUUGGAUGUAUUGAUGUUGUUUCAUGCCAUUCUUUUACUGAGUCGGUACUGAUUUCAUUGACGAAUUUAUUAAUUUCGUAAAGCACACGUUAUUUUGCAAGAUAAAAUGGUUUUUAUUUCUAUGUCUGUCCACUGCUAGGAGUAAGCAAGUUCGGAGAGAAGUGAUGGGGGGAGGUCUUUCAUAGCUAUUCAAGUUUCCCCUAGAACCUUGUUGUACUUGAAAAUUCUCCCUUUCUUUGUUGUACUUAUUAUGAUAUUUUCUUUUUCUGUAUACUCUUUUGAAUAGCCUUUUAUCUUUACUUAUAUAGUUCGUAAAUAAAAGACUUUUGGGCCAAAAAAUGCGGGUGUGGACUAAGAAUAUGUUGAUGACGCCUACAGUGAACGUUGGGGACGUGGUUCCCGCCCCAAUUACCCAUCUACUCAAAGCCUAUGGACGAGAAGGAAUAGAGUUUAAUUUGACAUUGAAUCAAGAAUAAUUCCGACCGACAGUUGUCAGGCAGCAGUUUUUUGGAUAAAGUUGAGCAAACGAAAGAUGUCAAAUAUGUGAGCAUGGCACAUCACAGUUGUCGCAGUUUAUUAAUAAAAAUAGGUCAGAUCAAGUGUACUAUUUUCGAAAUUCAUGUCGCUGAACUAUCUCACAUUGCAGGAUUUUAACUGCUACUAAAAUUAUGAACAUAAACCAUGGCUUCUUACCACACGUUAUUGUCUAUAUGUUUUACUGGAAUGCAGUGGAUCUUGACCUUUAAAAGACAAAUUAGAUAACUAAACAUGACUGUUAAUAAAAAUUGAAAACAAAAACGUUUUCAGUUAGUAAAUCAAAUGCAACGUUAUUUUCUGCGUUGUCACACAUUAUAGAAUUGAGGGAAAUUUGUUUAGUGUAUAUAAUAUUCAUAAAAUAUAACUUUUAUUGAUAAUUGUUUAUAUUUUUCUUGAUAUAUCUUCUUAUUAAAUAUGAUAACUUUUAAAAGAUUUUGAUAUUAUUAUGUACAUAUAGAGGCACGCCUUUUUAAAGGGACUAACCCGCACAUUUAAGGCGAAAAGUAAUUUCUCUAAAAAUUCCAUAAGAAGAGAGUACAUGUACUCUGAAAGUGAGGAGUGUUACAAACAUAUUAUGUUUGCAAGAUAUUUUUUAUAAAUAACCAAACUAUUGUGAAGAAGGUAAUAAACAAUUUCAAUGCUUUUGAAAUAAUUAAGAAAAUUUACAUUUUUGUUGCAUUUUUACCAAUAUCUUUUAUUUUCGCCAACUUUAUCAUUUCUCAGUGACAUAUGUACAUUCUAUGUAAACGAAUAUGUUGAACGAUUUCAUCCAAAGUGUGGACGAGUAAUCUUGCAGCAUGUCCUGUAUUGUCUUUAAAAGUUGUCUCCCUCCUAAUGAAAUUAUCAUACGCUUCUAGUUGAAAACCGUCUUUAUCAUGAAAUACGCAUACACCAUAUGAAGAAAUAUUAUUGAGGAAAAAAAAAUACAAACAAAGAAACUCCAAAAUAAAUGUACUUAUAUUUAAAGAGCUGUUUCUGCCUGACUGUCAAUAUGAUAUGUAUGGAACGCCAGAGCUGUCUUAUGUUAGAUUAAUAUCGAUGAAUCUUCUUUGUUUAGUGUAGAAUCUUCUCAAGAUCCCGUUAUGUCUUGUUAAUUACU